Molecule: messenger RNA, 2346 nt
Organism: Armigeres subalbatus
Lineage: Eukaryota; Metazoa; Arthropoda; Insecta; Diptera; Culicidae
Exons: 4
Coding region: 670-2265 (531 amino acids)
Cellular component (GO): dystrophin-associated glycoprotein complex; sarcolemma
Source: RefSeq, a predicted model, not a curated record
AGCCAAACUGCAUUCGGUGAUUCAGUUGACGGUGAGCAGAGAUCCAGACAGGUAGUGCGUCCUCUCUUGGCCAGCGAUCGCGCGGUAGUCAGUGCUCGGUGAUCGUGCGAUACCUCCUGCCCCUGUUGCAUGCGUGUCCAACCCGAAUUCCGGUGGUGGCGAAGAACCCGUUUCGAGGUUUGAAAACGGCGGCCAACAACAACCAACGGUUCGCGAGUGUGUUGGUGCGGUUUGAGUAGUUGGGGCUCCAACCCAUUUAUUUGCGGAUCGAUCGCGCGGGGUGUUUGGGGAGCGUGGUGGCAGAAGAGAAAUCGGAAGUCAAUAGACUCUUUUUAUUUGCGGUGUCCGCUAUGCGAUAUCGACGAUGAUCGAGAAGAUGCCGUUUGGAUGACCUGUGGGAGCGUUGUUUGGAUUUGAACUGUGUCAAAUUGUUUUGAUUGGCAAUUAGUGCGUGGUGGAAGAAAUGGACGUGAAGUGAGCUGUGCAGCAAACGCAAGAACAAAGAGAAGCCACGAUCGGCAUGCGAUCGCAUGUGGCUCGGUAGUGGCUUGUGAUAAUAAGUGGUUGUUGGUGUCAAUGAAACCUUCGAAGAAAGAAAUUGAGGAAGUGCGUGAUUUACGACCAAGGCUGUUAGUGUUUUGAGUGAGGAUUUCGCUUUCACCGUCAAUCAUGUCCUCGGGGAAGCGAUCAAGCACGGAAUUGACGACAUCCGCGGAAGAUGAGCGGCCACAUAGUUUCUACGACAACAUCACCGCCGGUGGGUCGUCCUCUGGCACAAAACCCAUUCACAUACCGGAUAUUCAGUUUAAGUUUGACGACGAGAUCCCAAUUACGACCGAUCCACGACGAUCAGCGCUGCUGAUGAGUAAUGCCAAGUCGGACUUUUUUGGGUUUCCCCAAGUUCCGCUAGCCGUAUUGGAAGACGUCACUGACGCAUCAUCAAAGGAGGAUCCCACCGAUGAGACGCAGCAAUUAAUCGACAAUCAAGAUCGGAGUACACCCCCUGCGACGAUCGUACCUCCUGUGGCGUCCUCCCCGUCGUCUACCACCAGCACAGCUCCAGCGCGAUCCACCGAGUCUCCGGGCCCGUCAGAGUCGCCCAAAUCUCGUCCAGUAUCGAGUCAACGGAACAUUACCAUAAAACUGCCAGACGCCGGAACGCCUUCUGAGGCCGUCUACAUGACCACCACCGUCCCGCAGAACUUCUCCAAAAACGCCAACAACCUGAUAGGGCGACACAAACCCACCCGCAGCAGCCUGCGACACAGCCGGAUGCUGGUGGUGAACAAGAGCAUUCCCCAGCGGUACCCGAAGGGCAACUCGCUCAACCUGAAGCACAUCCGCCUGAGCCGGAUACUGAUGGUCCUGGAGAUCAUCGUCGGUACGAUACUUACCCUGGUCGGGAUGACCAUCAUCGUGUGGUCCCCGAACACCCAAACCAAGGACAACCCGUACUGGGCGGGCAUGAUUCUAACCGUGUGCGGUUCCUUGUUCCUUAUUUUAUUUGAUUUCAAGCGACGACCGUCGAACCGGCUGCGGGAGAAUUUCUUCAACUUUAUCCGCGUGAACGCGAUGGUCAUACUGCUGUUGACGAUCUUCUUCACCAUGCUGGCAUUCAUCUACGCGUUGAUCCACACGACCAACCUGAGCUCCGAGCAUUUGCGGUGCGCGCCGGAGUACAGAUUUAACGUGAAUUCGUCCAGCUGUGUGUGCUUGAUCGAUACUCGGGGGAUAUCGACCGCGGAGGCCGCCAGUGAGUUGAGAAGUGGGAAGGAGCUGGAAGAGGAGCAGGAUGGCGGGAGAAGCAAUGAUACCGUAGAGAUCAGCCGUCACCUGGUGAGUGGGCUGGAUUUGAGGCGAACCGGGGAGAUGCUGGAGGAGGAAGGUGUUAUUUGGCUGGAAUAUCGCGAUUUCAACUGUAGCGAGGUGCUCAACAUGGUCUACUACAUCGCACUUUCGUUUGCGAUCUUGAGUAGUCUGGGGUGCCUGUUCGCAUCAAGUUUCCUGGUGAUCUAUGGGAUCGAGUUCCAGCGGCGGAACGAGCAGGAUCAGAGGUACUACACCGUUCGUACGAAUGGCGAUGCAUCAUCGGCGGUGUCUUCCAACAGAACUGAUCAGAGGAAGAGUGAAGAACCGGUAUCCACGACCGCUGCCACUGGUGAUGCGACGGCAACAGUUCAGGAUGCCGGUGGUGGAGAAUCGACCGUUUCCAAUGGAAACAUGACAAGCAUGACAGAAAGGGAGGAUGACAAGACGAAGGGGUAGUGAUAUGGACUAUUUGAGGGUAAUUGUGUUAAAGUAUUAUCGGAACGAAAUGAAUUCGUUUUAAAUUAAUUGAAACUAAAA